Messenger RNA from Leucoraja erinaceus (little skate), 2457 nucleotides. It is a transcript of the gene ttbk1b, whose product is annotated as tau tubulin kinase 1b. The record is from RefSeq and is a predicted model, not a curated record. Bases 261 to 2411 code for a protein of 716 amino acids. Gene Ontology annotation, molecular function: protein serine/threonine kinase activity; ATP binding. The transcript is spliced from 15 exons. Gene Ontology annotation, cellular component: nucleus; cytoplasm. Lineage: Eukaryota; Metazoa; Chordata; Chondrichthyes; Rajiformes; Rajidae. Gene Ontology annotation, biological process: signal transduction; peptidyl-tyrosine phosphorylation; peptidyl-serine phosphorylation.
CUCUGCAGUGCGGCGGCGGCGGAGAGCGGCCCGCCCGGCCCACACCGGCUCAGCCCAGACCACACCACACCAGCCCACACCGGACCAGACCAGCCCGCGUUGGUCCAGCGGGAGACUGCAGCAGUGCCUGCAGCAUGGUUGGUUUGCCCCCGUGCGCCGAUGCUGCCCAUCGUCGCUCUGCUUGUUCGGGUCGCCUCUUCCUUCUGCAGGUAAAUGGAGCGGUGUGGAUGGGCGAUGAGUGAGCCCUCGCUAGCGGCCCAAUGCAGUGCGUAGUAGUUCCUGCACAGGAAGAGGCCAACAUGAGCGGGGGGAGCGAGCAAGUCGACAUCCUCCCGGUGGCCUUCGUGGUGAAGGAUCGCUGGAAGGUGCUGAAGAAGAUCGGCGGAGGGGGGUUUGGGGAGAUUUACGAGGCGACGGACCUGCUGCUGCGGGAGAACGUGGCGCUGAAGGUGGAGUCGGCACAGCAGCCCAAGCAGGUGCUGAAGAUGGAGGUGGCCGUGCUGAAGAAGCUGCAGGGUAAGGACCACGUCUGCCGCUUCAUCGGCUGCGGCCGCAACGAGAAGUUUAACUAUGUGGUGAUGCAGCUCCAGGGCCGUAACCUGGCGGACCUGCGGCGCAGCCAGCCGCGUGGCACCUUCACCAUGAGCACCACCCUGAGGUUGGGCAAGCAGAUCCUGCAGUCCAUCGAGGCCAUCCACUCUGUCGGCUUCCUGCACCGAGACAUCAAGCCCUCCAACUUUGCGAUGGGACGCCUCCCCUCCACCUUCCGCAAGUGCUACAUGCUGGACUUUGGCCUUGCUCGUCAGUACACCAACACCAACGGAGAGGUCAGGCCGCCUCGUGCCGUCGCUGGUUUCCGAGGGACCGUCCGUUAUGCAUCUGUCAACGCUCACAAAAACCGGGAGAUGGGCCGGCACGACGACCUGUGGUCCCUUUUCUACAUGCUGGUGGAGUUUGCAGUCGGCCAGCUGCCCUGGAGGAAGAUCAAGGAUAAGGAGCAGGUGGGUCUGAUUAAGGAGAAAUACGAGCACCGGAUGCUGCUGAAGCACAUGCCCUCCGAGUUCCACCUCUUCCUCGACCACGUCGCCACCCUAGACUAUUUCACCAAGCCCGAUUACCAGCUGAUCAUGUCGGUGCUGGAGAACAGCAGCAAGGACCGCUGCAUCACAGAGAACGAGGCCUUCGACUGGGAGAGAGGGGGCACCGAGGUGCUGCUGUCCACCAGCACCCCCACCCAGGCCCAGCUACACACCAAGCAGACCGCCGCCAUUUUCGGGGUGAUCAACGUGACUCCGGUGCCGGGCGAGGUGCAGCGGGAGAACACAGACGAGGUGCUGCAGGAUGAGCACCUGAGUGACCAGGAGAACGCUCCGGUCAUCAUCCCCGGCCGGCCCACAGACCUGUCGGGGGCCCCUCACAACCUAGGCCCCGACACCGACGCCUGGGACGAGAUCGACAUCAACCGUAACAAGCUGCGCAUCAGUGUCAGCAAGGCCCAGUGUGUGCUGGAGGAGGAGCCCAGCCGGCCGUUGUGCCCUGGCUCCCCGCUGCGGGGGGCCGCUGAGCCCGGGCAGACCCCCCUGCGGUACCGUCGCGUCAACAGCCCCGAGUCUGACCGGCUUUCCACCACCGACCCGCGGGCCGAGGCACUGGACAAAAGGUCUCGGGCAGAGCUGCCGGGUUCUCCCCUGCGGCCGGCUGCCUUGCUGAGCUGGGCUCCAGAGACGGGGAUCCCGGCCGGAGAGCGUUCGUGCCCCUGGGCGGAGCGGGAGGUGUUGAGCACGGCUCUGCGCUCGGUGCCCCUGGCCGAGGAGGAGGACUUUGACAGCCGCGACUGGGUGAUCAUCGACAGGACCGAGCUGAGGGACUUCCGCCCCGGCCUGGAGCCCAGCUCCUCCGGGACCACCGACGAGGAGCCCGAGGAGCUGCGGCCCCUGGAAGGAGGCGAGGCCGGCCCUAGCCAGGCCCGAGCUACCGUCCCUGGCCCGGGGCCCAGCCUGGAGCCACAGCCCCAGCCCUCUCACAGCAGCAGGGAGGUGCGGCCCCGAAGCCCCAGCCGCUCACCGCUGCACCACUCACAGGCCGGUGCAAAUUCCCCACGCCACCAGUCUGAGCUCUCCACCUCCGAGCACCAGUUUGACCAGGAGCCCUACAGCCCGCGGUACAGCCCGCUGCGCAGACUGGCCUCCUCCGUCUUCUCCUCCUCCUCCCUGGAGACGGAGCACUACCCCCAUGCCAGCACCGCCUUCCUGCAGCGCAGCCGCUCGGCCGAGAGCAGCCCUGCCCGCCAGCUCCCUAGCCGCCGGCACCUGCCCCUCAUUGCCGGCAACCACCGCCUCAUGCCCUCUGUGCUGCGCAUCUCCCGAACCCAGCUGCAACAGGUCUGGGCACGCUUCCUGUCCAAGAGUUGACCCGGCGGGAGAGGGGGGGGGGGGGGGCAGAGGACAAGGGUCACCC